AUCAGACAAAGGCAGCAGGAAGCCCCACGGCUUGGCAAUGCUCGAGAGCUAAGCGCAAAUACUAAACGAUAGCCCUCUCUUUUUUACGUUAGCGGAGUGGCACUGACGCUCGGACGGAACACUAUUUUUCUCACGGCGACUGUUUGGAAUAGUUUCGAGGGGUUUUUGAAAAUGUACGACCGUCUGGAUCCUCGACUCGACCGAAGGCGUUUGUCUGAACACAAAAUGGGUAGCGCUGCCUGACCGACCGCCCCGCGUUUCACCCGUUGGUGAGGCUUUGGGUCGGAGGCUUUUUUGGCUUUUUGCAUUUGAAUCCUACUGCGCAACGAGACGGAUCACGUGGGACCUGGAGUUGAUCGAUUUGGAACAGUUAAAUGUGAAAAGACAAACGAAGAAACGGCUGGGGAAUUAAGCCCUUUUUUCCGGAUAAGGGGGACUAUACUUCGGCGACGAGUGGAAAACAGAGGUGAGCUUAGCUGAGUAGCUGAAGUAGCCUAUUUGUCUUAGCCUAUUCGGCCCGGAAGAUGGAGACGCACAUAUCGUGUCUCUUCCCAGAGAUCCUAGCCAUGAUUUUCAGCUACUUGGACGUGAGGGACAAAGGCCGGGUGGCCCAAGUGUGUACGGCGUGGAGGGACGCGUCCUAUCACAAAUCUGUGUGGCGGGGGGUGGAGGCCAAGCUGCAUCUGAGGCGGGCCAACCCCUCGCUGUUCCCCAGCCUGCAGGCCCGCGGUAUCCGGCGGGUUCAGAUCCUGAGCCUACGGCGCAGCCUCAGCUAUGUGAUCCAGGGGAUGCCCAACAUCGAGAGCCUGAACCUCUCGGGCUGCUACAACCUGACGGACAACGGCCUGGGUCACGCGUUCGUCCAGGAGAUCCCCUCGUUACGCGUGCUCAACCUCAGCCUGUGCAAGCAGAUCACCGACUCGAGCCUGGGGCGCAUCGCGCAGUACCUCAAGAACCUGGAGGUGCUGGAGCUGGGGGGCUGCAGCAACAUCACCAACACGGGCCUCCUGCUCAUCGCAUGGGGGCUUCACCGCCUCAAGAGCCUCAACCUGCGGAGCUGCAGACACGUGUCCGACGUGGGCAUCGGGCACCUGGCGGGCAUGACCCGCAGCGCCGCGGAGGGCUGCCUGAGCCUCGAGCACCUGACCCUACAGGACUGUCAGAAGCUCACCGACCUGUCCCUGAAGCACAUCUCCAAGGGGCUGACGCGGCUGAGAGUGCUGAACCUGAGCUUCUGCGGCGGCAUCUCGGACACCGGCAUGAUCCACCUGUCCCACAUGACCAGCCUGUGGACGCUCAACCUGCGCUCGUGUGACAACAUCAGCGACACCGGAAUCAUGCACCUGGCCAUGGGCACGCUGAGGCUGUCGGGCCUGGACGUGUCGUUCUGUGACAAGAUAGGCGACCAGAGCUUGGCCUACAUCGCGCAGGGCCUGUACCAGCUCAAGUCGCUGUCGCUGUGCUCGUGUCACAUCAGCGACGACGGCAUCAACCGGAUGGUGCGACAGAUGCACGAGCUGAGGACCCUGAACAUUGGCCAGUGCGUGCGGAUAACGGACAAAGGGCUGGAGCUCAUCGCGGACCACUUAACGCAACUGACGGGAAUCGAUCUUUAUGGAUGUACAAAAAUCACUAAACGGGGACUCGAACGGAUUACUCAGCUGCCCUAUUUGAAAGUUUUGAACCUGGGCCUUUGGCAGAUGACAGAGAGCGAGAAAGUCAGGUGAAGCUUGGGGAGGUUGUUUUAGGAAGGGGAGGGGGUGGGUGUGUGGGCGAGAGGGAGAGGGAGCGAGGGGGGAGGAGGAGGAGGAGGGAGAGUAGAGGGCGGGGAGUUUUUUUUCUUUAUUUAAAAAAGAGAGAAGAGAGAACGAAUCUAUUCAGUACAAGUGGUUGGUAUUUAAUGUAUUAAAACAACGACAGAAAAAAAUGACUUAUUUUAAGCGAGAUCUUUUUUUAAGUACUUUUUACGAAUAGCCCAAGUUAAAUUAACAACGUUAUUGGGACCCAUUUUAUCAAAGCUUAAAAACAAAAAAAACUAAAAAGUUUUUAAUUGUUGUUUCUUAACCGUAAAAAAUCGCAAUAGCCUACUAUAUAGGUUCCAACCCUCCUCCCUCUCCAAAAAACUUAUCGCGCCUAAAACAUUUUGGCUACCUCUGGUCUGGGGCAUGUGUGUGGUGUGUCUUGUGUUCCUCUGAAGAGAGAGACUAGUGCCUGAAACAAGCCGCCCAUCCCCCACCGCGUCUCUCUCGCUUCUCUCUCUCUCUCCCUCUCAGGCCCAGCCGAGCAGGAGUGAAGAAUGGGGCCUAACUACCUUUUGUUAAUUUGCCCCGAGACGCGCAACGAAAAGACACAAAAAACGCCGGCGUCAUGGCGCAGACAUGGUUCCCUCUGAAACAACAACAACAUGACUAAAAAAAAUAAAAAAUCGACUUUAUGCAAAGACGGAUAAAAUAGCCUACUGGUUUAUAUACAGAGAAAAAAAGCUUUUUCUUUCUUUUCUAAAUUGUUUUUAGUUGUUAGCUCAACUUAAACUAGGCCUCAAAGCCUUGGAUUCAAGCUUUGGAUAAAAGGAGUGUCUUCGGCUAAUGUAUUUAUGCUUUUGUAAGCAGAUAAUCUUAAAUAAUUGCUGUUAUUCAGAGCAUUGUACUUCAAAUUGAAGUUAUUUCUUUAUAGAAAUGCCCUUUUUGAAUCAGUCGUUUCCCGUUCUGUUGUCCCUCCAUCCGACCACAGCCAGGCUACUUUUAAAAAGCCUCCUAACUAACAACAAACACACUGGCCCGUGAGAUGGAGGCUAUGUGUCCAUUUGGAAAGAGAGAAAAAAGCUAAAUAGUGAUCAAAAAGGACAUCUUUGAGACGAGGGGCAAACCGAUUCUCUCUCGGGUAAUAAUAACAAGCAAACGUGCGUCAUGACAGGUUUGGUGUCAUGAUGUUUAUGGACACUCAACAUACAUGUAUGAAGUCCUGCUGAACAGAUACUGUGUUUAAUGUACUGUAAAUGUAUUUGUAAAAAAAAGAGAAAAGAAUCCCAAAUUAAAUUGUUUUAUAUUCUUACAGCAAACAUUAAAGUUGAUAUUUAUAUAAGAAA
Engraulis encrasicolus (European anchovy) is the source of this 3085-nucleotide messenger RNA. It is a transcript of the gene fbxl14b, whose product is annotated as F-box and leucine-rich repeat protein 14b. Gene Ontology annotation, biological process: SCF-dependent proteasomal ubiquitin-dependent protein catabolic process. Gene Ontology annotation, cellular component: SCF ubiquitin ligase complex. Gene Ontology annotation, molecular function: protein binding. The record is from RefSeq and is a predicted model, not a curated record. The transcript has a single exon. The coding region runs from base 525 to 1727 and encodes 400 amino acids. NCBI's taxonomy places the organism in Eukaryota, Metazoa, Chordata, Actinopteri, Clupeiformes, Engraulidae.